AUAUUCUUUCAGUCACCUGGAAGAGAGAACUCAGUGGGACCAUCCUAAAUCUGGGAAACGAAAACGAGUUGCUGGAGAUUUGCCGUAUGGCUGGGAGCAGGAGACGGAUGCAAAUGGACAAGUUUACUUUGUUGACCAUAUAAACAAAAGGACAACCUACCUGGACCCAAGACUAGCAUUCACUGUGGAAGACAGUCCAGCGAAACCCAGCGCAAAGCAAAAAUACGACGGAAGUACAACUGCGAUGGAGAUACUUCAGGGUCGGGACAUGAGUGGAAAAACGGUCAUAAUCACUGGAGCGAAUUCAGGAAUAGGCUUUGAAACAGCAAAGUCUCUUGCACUCCAUGGUGCACAUAUCAUCCUUGCCUGCAGAAACAUGGUGAGAGCUAAUGAGGCUGUGCAGCGCAUCUUGGAAGAAUGGCACAAAGCGAAGGCAGAAGCAAUGACCUUAGAUCUUGCAUCCCUUCAGAGCAUACGGGAUUUUGCUGAUGCUUUCAUAUCCAAGAAUCUGCCUCUCCAUGUGCUGAUCUGCAAUGCUGCCGUUUUCGGUCUUCCUUGGCAACUGACGGAAGAUGGCCUGGAGUCCACCUUCCAGGUGAAUCACCUGGGGCAUUUCUAUCUCAUCCAGCUUCUCAAAGAUGUCCUUUGUCGUUCUGCUCCUGCGAGGGUGGUGAUGGUUUCCUCUGAAUCACACAGAUUCACAGAAAUUAACGACAGCUCAGGAAAACUGGACUUCAACAUGCUUUCUCCCCCCAAGAAAGAGUAUUGGGCAAUGCUGGCCUAUAACCGGUCCAAGCUUUGCAAUAUUCUUGUGUCCAAUGAGCUGAACCGCCGCCUUUCUCCCUGUGGGGUGAUAUCCAAUGCUGUGCAUCCUGGAAACAUGAUGUACUCCUCCCUUCAUCGCAACUGGUGGGUCUAUACCUUGCUGUUUACGUUGGCCCGGCCUUUCACCAAGUCAAUGCAACAAGGAGCGGCUACGACCGUCUACUGUGCCACUGCCCCAGAACUUCAAGGCCUGGGCGGGAUGUACUUCAACAACUGCUGCCGUUGCCUGCCAUCGCUAGAGGCUCAGAACGACCUGACGGCAGCCGCCUUGUGGGAGCUGAGCGAGAAGCUGAUCCAAGAACGGGUUGGCAGGCAGGGCAAGUAGUGGGGAAGCCCCUUGGGCGGGGGGGCUUCAAGCACAUUGAGCCCCGUAGCCAAGCUUUGGCAAAGAGGUAGGGUGGGGAGUGUGUGUGUGUGUGUGAAAAGCAAAUGGCCAGUCUUGGAACCUUUCCCUUACAACUACAAAUUAGCUAGUGCUCAGUGAAAAGAUAGCUGUUGUGACAGAUGUGGCAGAGCCGAGGGAAACAAACAGGGAGCUGAGCAGGGUUAGCUGACAACGUUAAUGUGUCCAGAUUUAGUUCUGCCUCUGUAUUAUGCUCUGUUUUCAAUCCAGCAAAAAGGAAAGCAAUUCUAGUCAAAGGGUGAUCAAGAAAAAAGCAAAAAGCCCAAAGAGCUUUACCCCCAUCCUUUUUUAAGGUGUAUAUUUCCCCACUCGCUCCCCUCUAGAAAUGUAGUGCAUGAAAAAAACGAAGUAUGGGUUCACCAGAGGUAUCCUCAUCAGGGUAUUGUUGGCAUCCUAAGGCGUGUGGCAUUUGGUGGAAGCCCCAGGGUCUCUCCUUUAUCCUAAGCAGCCCCAGAAAAAUCUGUAACAAUUCUGGAAAAUAGCCACUUCCACAUUGGGAAUUACAUUUUCUUGGUUAUUAUCGUAACUCAUAAGGCCCAGCAAACUCAACCCUACUUUCUGUUCCCUUCUUUGAGGAGUGGGUCCCCGUGCCAUCUUGGCGGCUCUCUGUCCACACGGAGUGGCGGAGAUGGGUGGGGGGGAGAUGACAAAAACUCCAAGUCCUAAAUGAUGACAAUUUGCUCUGUGGGCAAAUUAAAAACCACCUUACCUUUAAAAAAAAAAAAGAAGGCUGUUCAAAAGUCCAGGUUACUUCCCUUUCAAUUAAAUAUAUUGCAGAAUAUCCAUUAAAAUAUGAUAUUAAAAGGUACAUUUGCAAACCAUUCUCUAUAUACUGGGAUAAAGAUGUGUCCUUACAAACACACUGGGUAUCAGCAGUCAGAGGGGCUGAGAGUUUUUGUCCAUCCGUGUCUAGGGCGAGAGUUUUAUGGAGCAUCCCAGCGUCCCCAACUUAUUGAUCUAUUCAGUUCAUUUCCUUCUUUCCUUCCUUUCUUCUUCUUUUUUUUUUCUCAGUUUAAAUGCAAUAAAAAGAACAUGCUUGAAUAUUGUCACCUGAAGAGCAAGUCUGGUUUCUGCGACUCUCGAGUUCCUUUUUGUGUGGUUUUUUUUUUGUUAGUUCUUUUAGGAAAAGGAAAUGUGAGGAAAAAUAAAGAAACUCUUCAAUGCCAUUAAACGAUUUCUUUUCUUGUUUCUUUCCAAGUUCAUUUGUCUGUG
This is a messenger RNA of Pogona vitticeps (central bearded dragon), 2440 nucleotides long. The record is from RefSeq and is a predicted model, not a curated record. Lineage: Eukaryota; Metazoa; Chordata; Lepidosauria; Squamata; Agamidae.